This is a messenger RNA of Scatophagus argus, 1722 nucleotides long. RefSeq names its product fascin actin-bundling protein 2a, retinal (gene fscn2a). Gene Ontology annotation, molecular function: actin filament binding; protein-macromolecule adaptor activity. Gene Ontology annotation, biological process: establishment or maintenance of cell polarity; actin filament bundle assembly; cell migration. Lineage: Eukaryota; Metazoa; Chordata; Actinopteri; Scatophagidae. The transcript has 5 exons. Gene Ontology annotation, cellular component: actin cytoskeleton; cytoplasm. The coding region runs from base 130 to 1659 and encodes 509 amino acids. The record is from RefSeq and is a predicted model, not a curated record.
ACAGAAGAGUGGAGAAAUCAAGCAUUUUGAUUUUGUUUUUCACUCUCAUGCCUGCUUUCCCUCUUCACGCUGUUCCUUGUUUAUCCUGAACCUUUUUACUUGCAAUCUUUACGUGUGGCCUGUUCAAGCAUGCCUCCAAACGGAGUUAACAGGGCCCUGAAGCUGCAGUUUGGCCUCAUCAACUACGAGAACCGCUACCUGACAGCUGAGGCAUUCGGGUUCAAGGUGAACGCCUCAGGCAUCAGCAUGAAGAAGAAACAGAUCUGGACCUUAGAACAUGACGAGCAAGAUAGCCAGGUAGUGUUCCUCCGGAGCCACCUGGGACGUUAUCUGGCCUCUGACAAAGAUGGGAAGAUCACAUGUGGGGCAGAGAAGCCUGACUCCGAAUGCCGUUUCCUUAUUGUGCCCCAAUCUGAUGGUCGCUGGGCACUGCAAUCAGAGCCUUAUCUGCGUUACUUUGGAGGCUCGGCUGACUACCUGUCCUGCUUUGCUCAAGCCAUUGGGGAACAAGAGUUGUGGGCCGUCCACUUGGCUCUACACCCACAGGCCAGCCUGCUCAGUGUGGCGCGUAAGCGUUAUGCCCAUCUGUCUGCUUCAGAUGGAGAGAUCUCAGUGGACAGCAAUAUUCCCUGGGGAGUGGACUCCCUGGUCACCUUGGUAUACCUGGACGGCAAGUACAGCCUGAAGACCUGUGACAGCCGUUUCCUCAGCAAUGACGGCAAAUUGGUGAAGGAGAACUCCAAUACUACUAGCUUCACACUGGAGCUAAAAUCUGGCAAGCUGGCCUUUAAAGACUGUGAUGGGAAAUAUCUGACCCCAGUGGGUCCCACAGGAACGCUGCGAUCCGGCAGAUGCUCUAAGCCUGGAAAAGAUGAGCUGUUUGAUCUCGAGGAGAGUCAUCCACAAGUAGUUUUUCAAGCCGCCAACAAAAGAUUUGUCUCAGUCAAACAAGGAGUGAGUAUUUCAGCCAAUCAGGAUGUGGAGACAGACAUGGAGACCUUUCAGAUGGAGAUCGACAAGGAGAGCAAAAAGUCUAUGUUCAGGACCAACGGCGGAUCCUACUGGACCCUGGUGACUCAUGGAGAGAUCCAGUCCACUGCCACAGAAGUAGAGGUCAACACAAUGUUUGACAUUGAGUGGCGAGGACAUAGGGUGGCACUCAAAGCAAGUAAUGGAAAGUAUGUGUGUACAAAGAAGAAUGGUCAGCUUUCAGCAGUCAGCGAUACAGUGGGUAAUGUUGUUGCGCCACGGACAGCAGACAAACAGCAUUUGUUCUUCAUUGCAGGUGAUGAUGAAUUAUUCCUGAUGAAACUCAUCAACCGCCCUAUGCUGAUUCUCAGCGGAGAGAAUGGCUUUGUGUGUCACCACAAGAACUCCAACACUCUGGACGCAAAUCGAUCGGUCUAUGACAUUUUCUCAUUGAUCUUCAACGAUGGCGCCUACAAUAUAAAAAGUGUGAAUGGAAAAUUCUGGUACGUCUCUAGCAGUGGCCUGGUGUGCUCGGAUGGAGAAAAGCCAGAGGACUUUUUCCUUGAGUUCGUGGAACAUGGACGCGUCGCAAUCAAGGGCUCCAAUGGCAAGUACCUUCGUGGAGACCAGGGAGGUACGCUUAUGGGUGAUGGUACAACUGUUGAUGCAUCUUCUCUUUGGGAGUACUGAUCCCUUUCAGUGAGGGUCCUCAAAGAGGGUGCAAGAAGACGGGGUGCAGAACCCGCUUCUAGC